This is a messenger RNA of Rhinopithecus roxellana (golden snub-nosed monkey), 4756 nucleotides long. RefSeq names its product sterile alpha motif domain containing 12 (gene SAMD12). Gene Ontology annotation, molecular function: protein binding. The transcript has 6 exons. Gene Ontology annotation, cellular component: cytoplasmic side of plasma membrane. The record is from RefSeq and is a predicted model, not a curated record. Bases 131 to 733 code for a protein of 200 amino acids. NCBI's taxonomy places the organism in Eukaryota, Metazoa, Chordata, Mammalia, Primates, Cercopithecidae. Gene Ontology annotation, biological process: cell surface receptor protein tyrosine kinase signaling pathway.
GCGGCAGGUUGGUCCUGGAGCAGAUAAGCUCAGAAUAUUUAGGCGAAAGCGAGAGGAGAGGGGGGAGCGCGGGGCAGGAGGAGUACCUCGGCCAAGAAAAUUAUGCAUGCGUUAGGGAAGCUCUGAGAGAAUGGCUGUGGAAGCUCUUCACUGUGGUUUGAAUCCACGGGGCAUUGAUCCCCCUGCCCAUGCAGAAGGUAUUAAACUGCAAAUUGAAGGUGAAGGUGUGGAAUCUCAAUCCAUUAAAAACAAAAAUUUCCAGAAGGUGCCUGACCAGAAAGGAACCCCCAAGCGACUGCAGGCAGAAUCUGAGACGGCUAAGUCAGCUACAGUGAAGCUGUCUAAACCGGUGGCUCUAUGGACCCAGCAGGAUGUCUGCAAGUGGUUGAAGAAACAUUGUCCGAAUCAGUAUCAGAUCUACAGUGAGUCAUUCAAACAGCAUGACAUAACUGGGCGAGCCCUGCUGAGACUUACUGACAAAAAGCUUGAGCGAAUGGGGAUUGCCCAGGAGAACCUCCGGCAGCACAUCUUACAACAGGUGCUCCAGCUGAAGGUGCGAGAAGAAGUCAGAAAUCUACAGUUACUCACACAAGAUUCAGACUGGAACUAUACUAUCGGCUCUCCUGGCUCUCCAGUUUGCAGAUCUUGGGACUUCUCCACCUUCAUAACUGACAUCAGCCGAGGGUUCUCCAUAAACACGGUUAGCCUUCCAAGCUGCUCUCCUGCCAGUUGAUAUGAACAUGGCCUGUUCCUCAUGGAAAGACUAACCCAUGGCACUGCCAGAAGAUAUCCUUGGAGCAUGGACAGAUUAACUGGAUUAACUGGAAAAAAAAAAACUACCCAUUCAGUCAAGAUUAUGGGCUUUGGAAAAAUCUUACUUUGCUGUGGAUUUAAAAUGAGGUGCAUAAUAUAGUGCCAACUCGUUCCAAGUGGUCAUGGGCAGACCAUUAGCUGGGAAAUUGCUUCCAGUUUUCAUCACUGUGCAUAACUCAAGUUCCCUUUGGGGAGCUGUCUGUGCCCUUCACUAGAAGUCCUGUUUUAGCAUGGCAACUACUGGAUUAUUUUAUUAUGUGUGCAGAUGGCAUGAUGUUUUAGAAAAAAAAAAAAUUACAGCAGUUCUGCAAUCUCAGUGGAAGUGUUCACAAUAUUAUGCCCUGGUAGGAAUGUAAACAUGUCUCGAUUAUGUUAGUUAUGAUGUCUAAAGGUAUUCCGUCCAACUCUUAAGCACUUUAUAUGAGAACACUACACCAAGAUGAAUCAGCACGUUCAGCACAUGUGAGAAAUCAAGUAUUUUUAUUUUUAUAAAUCUUGGUGGGUUUUUUUUUUUCUGGCUCAGACUGUCCAAGACAAACUCCACUACUAGCAUAACCCCAGUUGUUUGUGGUAGGUUGAUGUAAAUAUGGCCACAAUACUGUUAGACUUCACCUCCAGAUACUUUACUGAACAACUGGUUUACUUGUAGCGCCAAAGGGAAGCAGUAGGGGGUCUAGUGAUUGUGAUAUCUUAGCUUGCUUCUUUGUUCGCAGGCACAAUUGACCACAUGCACAUACAGGCACUCAAAUACAGGAGGCUUCUAUUUGGCUAAUGUAGAUAUUCCCUUAUUCUGUAGAAGAGUUCCUCCAAAGGAAAAAAGGGGAUGGUAUUCUUUUAAUCAAAGACCAUGGUAGAUGGAUGGUAAGGGCAACAGAAUGCAAUUCUUUUGUGUGGUCUGACUUUAAUACUUCAGAAAAAAAUCCUAAGUCAGGUUGAAAUUGCCAUUCUUUCAAGAGAGAAACAUCAAGUGACCCUACUAUGUGCCUAGAGAAGGAAAAGUGUCAAGUUCUAUACUAAGUUCCCUUACUUAGUGUAGAACCUACCAGUCCCUUGUUAAUCCUUUCUGGGAUUAUACCUGUGACUAAUUGUUUUUUGGUUUUUGGUUUUUUUUUUUAAUUAUGUCUUACAACAAAGCACAGUCCUGGGAAACCAGUGAACUUAAUUAUUGCUUGUCUUUGAGUAUUAGAGACAUGUUCAUAUUGACUUGCUACAUAACAGUGUAGCAUGUUUUUUCCUGAAAAUAUCAAGUUGACUGAAUGGAAAGCUCAGCAAAGUAUGUGCUGUGUGCCCACUGUCCCAGCCUGGGGCUGACGGGCAUCAGAGUCUUUGCUUUAAAAUAUAGUGUAACCACUUCUGGAAGACUUCCAACGCAAGCAAGCUUGGUGUUUUAGGGUGUCUCCAGAUACAUAAGCAUUGUCUGCCUCCACUCAGGGUCUCAGGAAAUACACAGCCCAUUGGAAACCACCCCUGCCUGAAAUUUGGAAACCUGACAGGGAAAGGGAGGAAGGUCCAAAUGAGUCAGCAGCAGGAUGACUCACCACAAGCCUGGCAGGCUUCAGAGCCAGAGAAGUGGGCUUCCGACAAGGAACUCAGAGAAGUUUCAGUCGCCACCAAAAUCUGGCCCUUCGACAGAUCAGCACCAGGACUGCCAGACCCUCUGCAGACCAUAAUUCUCCUCACAUCUAUAAUUAGGAGACCAAACUCCGGCUGCCAACACCCUUGGACACAAUAUUCCAGUCUCCACUGCCCAUCUCAUGUGGUUCAGUUCUAAUAGCAGGUCUUCUUCUUCCUUUCAUUCCUUCCUUUAUUCAGCAAGCAUUUGUUGAGCAUCUACUGUGUGCCAAGCAUUGUGCUUGGGCAACAACAGUCCACAAAGCAGACUCCCCACCUGCCCUUAGGAAACUGUAUCUCCUCCUCCCAAACAUUAUCACCACCCCCACCUUUUCCACAGUGAAAACUUAAUUCAGACAGCAUUCUCCAUUCUGCCAGAGUAACCUAGGAAGAAGAACAUGGCAGCAGACGGAUCCUCAGGGAGCAGACAGCAGAGUGAGAGAUAGUAAACCGCAUCAGACCACGUAUUUGCACCUUUCAGUUACAGCCAACUCUUUGAGGGCCCAGACUGAGCUGGUUGGAGCUCCCCAAAGCAGCAUUCAAUUGCUUUUCCUUGCUAUCCACCCUGGCCACCUAUGUUCCCUUUCUUUAUACGAGCACAACCAUUCACCUCUACACUGGAUUAUCUAACACUCCAGUUCUAUAACUAAUCCAGGGGACACACAGUUGAGUCUGAUGAAGCCUAAGAACAAUAUGCUGAGAUAUUGUAACUGGGAAUUAAGAUUUAGCCAAGGACAUCAUGAGGCUACUGCUGACUCUCUUGGAAAACUGGACAUGCUUUGUAGUGCAGAUGUUCACUAAAUGAUGGUGGUUCAUUGUUACUUACUUUGACCUUUGCAAAAUAUUCUGAACAAUUCAAUAAGUAGAGUUUCCUAGUUUGUUUGUUUUGUUAAGUCAAAGGAGUGCUGUAAAAUUAUUGAAAGAUGAUGGGUGAAGAGGGACCUAGGAGAAGGCAAAAUGAAGACCAUUAAAGAGCCCCAUUGAAGACUGUAUCUCUAAAAAUGCCUUAAUGCCUGGCACAUACUCCAUGUUUGCAUAUGAACUACUACUCUUUUCCAAACUGUCAACCUCUGUUUGAAAUUAUUUGGGGGGAUAGUUUUGGAAGCAUGGUGGCAUAAAAUCCGAGCAGUCAAGAGCUAAACCAGCAAAAAAGAGGAAUGACUUCAUUCGCAGGCUUUCGCUUCUUUAUUACUUGGUGGUCCUUUGUGAUCUCCCAUGGUUACCUUCAACUGUGCUGUACUUUCUUCCCAAGAUGCAUGUAUGGAAUGUUACCUCCUAGAAAUCCAGAAAUGGCUGUGGUGAGUUUUGUUUAGUAGGAAGCAAGAGGUGGGGAAGUAAAGGAUACACAUUUUUAUGUCUAAGGACUAUAAGCGGUUGAUGCUUGACUUUUCCUUUUACCUACACCUGUGCUACACCUUUAUUAAAAGGCUGACACCCAGACUUGUGCAGGAAAGGCACUCUUGGGAAUGAACAGAAAUGAAUAAUUAUGAGACUUUCUUUCCAUGGUGCCAAGGGAAUUCGCUUAUUUCCACUCCAGAAUUGAAUAUGCAGAGCAUUGCCAGUCCUGCUAGUGUGAAAAGCAAAUCACUUCAAUAGUUUGAGACGUACCUAGGGGAAGAGAGAUCCUAUCAACUUUCUCUGUGGGUAGUGGCGUACCUUCAAAUCCCUGCUCAGGCUCUGUGAGGUGUGCACCCGCAGAUUUCACUUCUACCUCCGGAAUCCUGACAAACAAGCCAGGAAUCUCUCCAGAGUCACUUUGUAGUUGCUCAGAUAGAGGCUAACCAUCCUUAGUCCUGAGGAAAUUCUGCCAUUUUUAACAUUCAAGGAGAAAAGGAGUAUCAGCUGUACCUGAGAGUAUCAACUAAGGAUAAAAACCUCUAAUGGAUCCCCCUUGUUACUUGCAAAAGCUUUCUUUGUCUGCAAAUGUCACAUAAUUGAUUUUAGAUAGGAACAACAAAAGUCUCACGGAAGUGAAGUUUUUAGGACCCCCCCCCCCCCCCCCCCGCUUAGCACUUUACUUUCGCCAAAACCUCCUCUUUCCAGUACAUUAGCAGUUUUGUUCUUUGUGAUGUUUUCCUCUACAUUCUUUAGAAUAAUUUUGUUACUUGACAACUAGACUUGUCAAUCGCCUUAGACUCUUUUUAAAAAUCUAAUCUUUUGAAAAUGACACAAAUUCCUUUAUUGCUUUAAGGCUGUUUUUAUUCACCCCUCCCACAGCCCCCUCCACUGCACUUUUUUGUUUUUGGUUUUUUUUUUUUUUUUUUUUCUGUCAUCUCUCUUUCUUUUAACAUGAUGCUGUGGGUUGAUUUCAAGAAUUCUAUAAAGAACUCAA